UACAAAAGUAGAUCUAAGAGAAAGGUGGUGGAAACGUUGAAAGUAUAUAAGCUUCUGGCACGACUAGCUCAGAACACUCAAACACACGUCCUUCUUCCGCAUUGUUAAAUAUUUAGCGAUGCUUGUCACCAUGUAUAAAACUAUAUGGGUUUUGAAUCUGGGAGCUUGCUUAACCUUAGUAAUGGCAAGCGACUAUGGAGGCCACGAUCAUCAUACAUAUGAAGAAAAAACACAUACCGUAGAAAUACCAAUUUACAAAAAAUAUGCAAUACCGAUUCCGCAUCCCGUACCCGUAAAAGUGCCACAAGAAAUUAGAAUUCCGAUACCACAGCCAUACCAAGUGCCAAUAAAAAUUCCUCACCCUCAUCCUGUUGAGGUUAUUAAACACAUUGAAAUACCAGUAGAAAAACCAGAGCCAUAUUUUGUGGAAAAGCAGGUGCCUUUCGUAGUGGAAAAGCCUUAUCCUGUCUAUGUAGAAAAGAAGUUUCCCGUUCCAGUUGCAAAACCGUAUCCGGUCCAUGUACCUGUCUAUAAGCACGUAAUCGUCCACAGCUCUAAAGGAAAGGGAUGGCACUAAGCUUUGUUUGGAUAAACACCGGAAACAUUGACUUAACUGUUGGCGUAGGGGUGUACGAUGUGUGAUCAAGCUUUUAAUUGAAAGCGGUUUUUUAUCAAUUUUUAGUAAAUUGUAUAUCAGAACUCGUAAGCUUUAGUUCAUAUAUUUAACUUUUCUCGUUACUUAAAUAUUUUGCUGCCUUUUUAUUGUUGAAUAAUAAUGUUGAAUUUCUUAGCUUUAAUCAAGAUCAAUAUACUAAAACAUGAUGCCAUGUAUUAUGAAUAUUUAAAAAAGUCAGGUCUUAAUUAAAAAUCAAAAAUUUAUGUUUGCUUUUGAAUAAUUAAAAUAACGAUGCUCGUUUUUUGCACUAAUUAGCUGCCAUAAUUAUUUGUAGGGUUUUUAAAUGUAAAUAAGUGUUUUAUUCGUAACACACCGUACAGGAUGAGAUUAAUUUUGUAUAUACUUGAUGUUUACUUAUUUUUUGUUAAAUUACUUGUAUGUUUAUUGUUAAUGCAAUUUCAUCAUAAAUUUGCUACUGCUGAUAAUCGUUUCAUAAAAAAGAAAACGAUAGCAGUUUCCAAUAAUAUAAGAAGACAUUGUUUGUUAUAUUUCAUGCGUUUUUUAUUUUUCUAUUUAUUUGUAUUAUUAGCUAAUCUAAUACUAAUUUUUCUAUGUUAAUGUUUAAUAAAUUUAUUUACUGAGUCAA
Nasonia vitripennis (jewel wasp) is the source of this 1262-nucleotide messenger RNA. Its product is annotated as MAGE-like protein 2. Bases 119 to 577 code for a protein of 152 amino acids. NCBI's taxonomy places the organism in Eukaryota, Metazoa, Arthropoda, Insecta, Hymenoptera, Pteromalidae. The record is from RefSeq and is a predicted model, not a curated record. The transcript has 4 exons.